GAACAUUUUAGUAAACAACGGAGAUACAAUUAUGAAUUUUAGCGACGAUCCCUUGGCUGAUCUACUCAGUGAUAAUAGCUUGGAUAAUGACAAUUUCUUCGACGCGCCAGCCGGUGGCGCCGUAGCAAAAAAAUUGCCAAAAUCCAGCAAAGCCAAAGGGAAACUCGAAGAUUUAUUCGGAAUAAAAGAGGAGAGCGAAUCAGAUGCUCAGAAUUCUGCAGCUGCAGCAGCUGCUAAACAGGGCAGUGCUAAAUCAACAACAACAAGCACACCGCGCAUUGUCAAACAGAAGCCUUCAAUCUCCAUGGAUGAUGCCGACGAUGAUGAGUUGGGAUUUGAUCCCAAGCGUCCAAAGAGCGGCGGAACAGCACGAAAAAGUCUCUUUGACGAUUUACUGGGCGCUGCAGAACCUAAGCGAAACAUUUUUGAUGACAUUGUAAGCAACAGCGAUUCGGCAAAUAAACGUCCAGCUACGGCAAAGCCCUCAAUGUCCCGCCAGUCGACGGAUACCACGACAGACAACUCCAACAUGCAUUCACAGGCGCGUCCCAAAACAGCAGCAAGUGCUGGUAGACGCAGCUCUGGAACUGUGCAGUCUUCCAUUCUGAAUGCCGAUCCCCUGGGUCUCUUUGGCAAAGAGACGAAUACCAAUGUUUCGGGUAUGUCUACUCCCGUGUCCAAAAAGCGCGGCACGGCUGACUGGCUGGGGUUGAGUUCCGACAAUGCAGAAGCGUCUCCGGCUGCCGAGGAGGAGCUGGAACGCGCUGCCUCCCCACCCACGCCAAAAUCCCCAAAAGAAACCACAACAACUCCAAAGAAUAGCACAGAGAUACUGCGCCUUCCGGACUCGGACGAGCCAAAGCUGGAGGCGAAACAGCCUAGCGUUGUACCCUCUGUGGAUAGCACAGCUCAUACUAUCCUAAUGCUAAACUCCUUAAACUUGGAGAGCAGUCACAGCUACACCGCUCUGCAGCAGCAGGAGACUCAGCUGACGAUUGCAGCCCAAAUGAAGAGCCAGGAGCGCGCCCUGGUGGAGAUGCAGCAGAAGCAAGAGACACAGGAUCGCAAAUUUCAAGCGCUGCUGCAGCAGCAGCUGCAGCGCCAACUGCAAAUGGAGGAGCAUAUCAAGGCCCAGCAGGAGCGCAUCAAUAUGCACCUUCAACUGAUGAUGAGCCAGCCCAUCGUGGCACAAGCCACAACCACCGAUACCCAAACAACUCCCACUCAAAGCGAAAAGGUUUCAGCUGUUUCUGUGGCAGCCAAGGAUGAGAGCAAGGAGAAGAUGCUUCAGCUAGAAACGGAUGUCAAGCGACAUUUGCUGGAGAAGCAGCGACUGGAGGAGUUGGUAGCUAACAUGCGAGUUAACUACGAGCAGGAAAUCGAACUGAUCGAGAGCUCUUACAAAAAACAACUCAAGGUGUUGGAGCAGCACUUGACUGCAGUGGAGGAGCGUCUGAAGGUGGAGAACUCCGAGAUGAAGGAGUACUACACAGAUAAGCUGGAGAAACUCAAGAGCGACUACGAACUGCAAAUCUCCAGCUUGAAACAGGACCACGAGGACGACUUGCGCGCGCUGCGUAGCUCGCACGAUGCGGACAUGGAGCGCAUAAGGCAAGCCAAGUUACUGGAGCAGGCGACGGUGCGAGACCAUGGCAGCUACUUGGAAACGUUGCGCAUGGCGUCCAAUGAUCUGCAAGAGCUGCGCGAAGGCCUGAGCACAACAAAGGAACGAGAGCAGCAACUGGAAUUGAGAGAGCGGCGUUUGGCAGAUGCGGAGCGUCGCUUAAAGAUCGACGAGGAAGGCGCCGACCAGGAGAAGCGACGCCUCAUGGAGCUAGUGAGCACAUUGGAAUUGCAGCUGGAACGGCUCUCCAAGGACACAGCUGAAGAGAAUUGGCAGUUGCGUCAGCGCAUGGCCAGCAUAGACUCGGAGAAGAAGGCAUUCGAGCGGGAGAAGCAGUUCCAUCGUGAGCAAAUGGAACGCGACGAGAAGCGAGUGGAGGAGCUCAAAGCGCUGCAGCUAGCCGAAAUUGAGCGCAUGCACCUGGAUGUACAGCAGGAGCGCAAUCGCCUGUUAGUGGAGCAGCAGAAGCUCGAGAUGCAGCACAAGCUGCAUGAACAGAGCGACUUGGAUAAGGAACGAUUGGAGGUGGAGGCGCAGCUGCAGGUGGCGCGGGAUGCCAUCAAGAAAGCCGAUGAGCAGCGGGAGCGCUGCCACAGACAACAGCGCGAGUUGGAGCAACGCAAGCGAGUGCUGCUCGAAAAGGAAAAUGCACUCAACCUCAAGGAGGAUGAGCUGGUGCAGACCUCGAGCACCUAUCGCGUGGCCAUUAAGCGUCUGCAGACGGCCGAGCAGAAGGCUCGGGAGGCCGAGCAACUGCUGCAUGCCAAGCUGCAGCUGCUGGGCAAACGCGCCCAAGAGCUGAGCGAGAAGGAGGCACAGAUCUCACAGGAGCGCAUGCUACUCACUCAAGAUCGCAUUGCCUUGCAUAAAAUGAAGCAAAAGAUUGGCCAAAGCAAAUGCGCGCUCUGCAAGAUGGGCGUUGAGAGCGUGGAGUUCAAUCAACGCAUGGCCGCCCAUGGCCAAGGCCAUGACAUAGGAAGAGCCGAGACGUCUACGCUAGAGGCAGAGGCUCAUUCUCAGUCCAGAUCUCAUAUGGAGAAUCAAACGGCAAUUUCGGCGGGUGAUAUUGUAGACCGCAUGCUGGACGAAAACAUUGAAGCCUCUUAUCGUAGAAUGUAUAAUUUGUCGGAAAAUGGAGAGCUGGAUUUUUUGACAACUCUUGGACUUGAUGAUGACUCGAAAAAGUUGGCUUUAGACAAUGGAAAUGCCUUGGACAUCGAAGAAUUAAUGUUAGCCAAUCUGAAUACGCGAUAGAUUAAUUUAAAAGUAACAAUAUUUGAAUUUGUCGAUAUUUUGAAAUAA
Drosophila navojoa is the source of this 2926-nucleotide messenger RNA. RefSeq names its product fas-binding factor 1 twitchy (gene twy). NCBI's taxonomy places the organism in Eukaryota, Metazoa, Arthropoda, Insecta, Diptera, Drosophilidae. The record is from RefSeq and is a predicted model, not a curated record. Gene Ontology annotation, cellular component: centriole; ciliary transition fiber; ciliary basal body. Gene Ontology annotation, biological process: cilium assembly; establishment of epithelial cell polarity.